Messenger RNA from Papilio polytes (common Mormon), 1098 nucleotides. RefSeq lists its product as uncharacterized. Lineage: Eukaryota; Metazoa; Arthropoda; Insecta; Lepidoptera; Papilionidae. The coding region runs from base 31 to 411 and encodes 126 amino acids. The record is from RefSeq and is a predicted model, not a curated record. The transcript is spliced from 2 exons.
AUAGUGGACAUCUCGCAUGAUGAUUUCAACAUGAUAAGCAGCGCUGAUGAUGACCUGGUAGCCUUCCUCCAUCACAUGCGGGACUCGGGCAAGCUGGAGAACCACUUGUUUAUUGUGAUGGGCGAUCAUGGAUCGAGAUAUUCCGGUCUCCGAGAGACUUACCAAGGAAAGAUAGAAGAGAGAUUGCCUUUAAUGGCAAUAAUAUUACCAGACAAAUUGGUACAAACUCGACCUGAUGCUUUGACAGCUUUGCAGAAGAACGCUCAUGUUCUGACGACGCCGUUCGAUAUUCACACGACAGUGCUGGACGUGGUCGGUCUGCCCGAGCUCGCCAACGACUACGUCAUACUCGGCUCUGAUAUACCGAGAGGGAUGAGUCUGUUGGAACCGGUUUGUAUGGAUCAUAUUUAAGAAAUUCGAAAAAAAAAAUAAAAAAAAGCAUAAUUGACACUUCACCUGAGACAUUCACAUGAUCCACCAACUCUAUUGAUAGGUCCUCAAAAACCACAUGAAAUACACUGUUAGGUUAGGUCAAGGUCAAAAACUAAAGAAAUAACCAACUAAAAACAUAUUAGUGAAUAAAGUAACGACAUCUAUACUCUCUGUACUAGUAUUAUAAAGAGGAAAGAUUUGUAUUUAUGUAUGUAUUCGAUUCAUGUAAAACUACUGGGGUUCAAAAAUUCUUACACCAUUAAAAAGUCAUGUUAUCAGUGCGUAGCACAGGCUUAUUCAUUCUAUUAUUAUUUAAGUUCACCCGGAGGAAGUCGCGAGCAACAGCUUGAACUAACUUAAACUAACUAGCGUUGUAACUCGCGACUUGCAUUUAAUAAAAAAAAAUUGCCUGUGUUACUGAUAACGUAGGUUUUUAAUGGUGAAAGUAUUGAAAUUGGCUUAGCUUUUGAGUUAUUUCAAUAUAUAGGAAGAGGCCUAAUUUUAGUACAUUUCCCUUCCCACCAUUUUAUUACACGGAUAGGAUGGGGAGGAAAAGUACAUUUGAUGAUAAAGGAGACGUAUAGAAAGGGGAAAUAUGUUCGUCUCCUUCGUUGAUUAAAGUUAGGCAACGCAUCUGCAAUUGCAGAUGUUUAUGGGCAGCGAUCG